AGAGAAACCAGGACUUGCUCUGCUCCCACCUGUAUUUAAGUCCUAAGUUCAAAUAAAAUUCAAAUGUGUCAGCUGUUACCUUUCACUUAUUCUCCAUAACGUAUUUUAAGAAAAAGAGAAAGAUAAAUACGUGAUACAUUUGGGGAAACAUUUUAGGCUGGUAACUGUUGCAGAGGUUAAGCCGUUGUUUUGAGGGGCCCACCCUGAGUGCUGGGUGUGUUACAGACACAACCACAUUAAGCUGUGUGACCACCUGUCCUGAGGAUCCCAGGCCUGGUUUCUAUACAAUGCUAUGCUCAGCUGUCUGCAGCACUGCCUUGCACCCUCACGGUGUCCUGGUUUGGACUCUGGGUGGCCUGGACAUCCGUCUUCAUUGUGCUGCCUCUCUCAUUGCAACUUCCAGAGUUCACAAACCUUGGAUUUGUGCUGUCUGGGGAUGAGGAGUAAUUUGGGUAUAUCUCUUGGUUUUGCCCAACUCCUUUUAUUUCAUUCCUAAGUUGGUUGAUAUCUUGUAAAGUUACAGCAAGUAAUUCUAGUAAAUAAUAAACUAUAGUAAAGGACAUGUUUUUUUUGACUGGCCAUUGUUGAUUGUUAUGGAAGAGGCAUAGUGAGAAGACUGGAUUCCGCCAGUGCCAGCCAGUGCUUCUUUGUUAAGCUGGUCAGUCCCCUGGUAAGUGCAUCUCUCUGCUGCCUCCAGUUGAGGGGCCGGGCUGGCCAGCAGACAGACCAGACCCCUGGUCCUCGGGAGGUGCUGGGAGCAUGGGGUCUGAGGGCUACAGGCCCGUUCCACAGCAAAAGCAGAUGCAGCUUGCUCUAGGGAGAGGCAGCAGUAGGAGCCGGGCAAAAAUAGCCGUGGUGACAGCCGGUUUACGGGAGAGCAGCAGCCACACGCUCCCACCAGAAGCGUGGCAAGCCAGGUGGCCCAGUUUCCUCAAAGAGCCAAAAGGGACAUUAGAGAAAUGUCAUCCAGUCACAAUAUAUGACCUUAUUCAGAUCCUAAUACAAGCACACUAAGGGGAGAAAUCGUCAGUUGAUGAAAUCCAAGAAUCACUUCCUUUUUUAAAGCAUUGAGCUGUUUUAGACACUCACACUUCCGUCAGUUCAGGGGAAACGGAGACCAGGAAGCGGCUGAUUCCAGGCCAUUAGCUCCGCAGCGUGAGCUCAUGUCACAGCUCUCCCCCGGCACUGGGGCAUUAGCUUGUGCCUCCAGUGGAAGAGAAGCGUGUUUAAAUUGGUCAGGGCUCUUCAGUCCCACUGUGGAGCUGUGCUUUGUUUUGGUCGUCUUUGUAGAGAUAAGUGUUUAUAGAUACGAGGCCACUUUCCAAAGCAAUAAAAGGCACAUCCUAGACCAUCUGACAUGCCCAGCAUGAGCUAUAUUCAAAUGGUCUGAUUUAUUGCCACAGACGGGAAAGGAGAGGGCAGGCCGCUGCCAGCUGGGCAUCUCUGGGCAGCUCCCCUGCUGCUGCCUGGGCUCACCUGAGGCUCCGUCGGCCUCCCCCCUCCUUCCUGCAAACAGCUUCAGGCUACAUUUCCUUCCCUGGCAAGUUCAGUGGCACAGAUGGAAGUUUGGAGACCUUUGCCAGUAGCCAAGUUCAGGAACGUCUGAAUGCCUGAAAGGGACUGACUGGAGCAGGGCGUUAACCCUGCCACGCCAUCCGGAGCCUCCGUGUACCACCGCAUGGCUUCUCUGAGCCAGGCAGCCCGAGUCCUGGUGCGACACACACUAGGGCUCUGAAUGGGCUUUUUUCUUCCUUCUCAUUUUUUCAGAAGGACAAGAGCUGCCUGUGGAUAUGGAAACCAUCAGCCUGGACAGAGACGCAGAGGAUGUUGAUCUGAAUCACUACCGCAUCGGGAAAAUUGAGGGAUUCGAGGUGCUAAAAAAAGUGAAGACUCUCUGCCUCCGUCAAAAUUUAAUUAAAUGCAUUGAAAACCUGGAGGAGUUACAGAGUCUGCGAGAGCUGGAUCUUUAUGACAACCAAAUCAAGAAGAUUGAGAAUCUGGAGGCGCUAACACAGUUGGAGAUUCUAGAUAUUUCUUUCAAUCUGCUGAGAAACAUUGAAGGAGUUGACAAGCUGACACGACUGAAGAGGCUCUUCUUGGUUAACAAUAAAAUCAGUAAAAUUGAGAACAUAAGCAACUUACACCAGCUGCAGAUGCUGGAGCUGGGGUCCAACCGCAUCCGGGUAGGUGCGGGUGCCGGGCCAGGGGAUUGGCCCCUAGGACUAGCAGUGCUGGGUGCUAGGUGGGUGCUUGGCUGAGUGUUUCAUGUGGUGUGAUUUUAUUUUCCAGGAAGAGAAUGCUAACUGCAGGUCAGUGUUAAUAAGAACAUGUGCUCAAACUCUGGUAAAGCCCUUUUUCUGCAUGUAAAUUUCACUUGCUCUUCAUCCCGAUCACAAACUAAGCCUUAGCAAAGCAUCCCAGUUGCAGUCUGCCUGAGUGAAGCACUUUGGUUUUACAUAUGCUGAGGGUUGUGUUCUUUGGUGAGCCUCUCUGAGAUGACAGUGUCCCAGACACAGCAGAGUGGUGGCUUGCAGCGACCUGACCUUCACACAGGGGCCGUAGGAAGCAUGUUGCAGCUUGGUGCGUGGUUAGCCCGUCCUCCCUGGACAGCUGCGUACAACUGGGACACACCCGACGCAGCCUUCCACCCUGCCACGCUCUGUCCGACCUCUGGGAGCAUUAGGCAGAGUAGACAGAAGAGGCUUUGGGAAAGAGGUUUGGUGUCCAUAGGAGCAGUCCUUUACCCAUCUGAUGAUAGCUGCUUGGCAGAACCCAUGGUGCAAAACACAAAUGGGGUCACAGAAGGACUGACAUUGGCGGUGGGGGUGGGGGGGGAGAUGUCAGUGGUGGUUUGCCAGCAAAGAGGAGGAAGGGUCACCAGGACAGAUGAGGAUAUCUACUAGCCAGAAGACCACCUGACAUCCUAGUGAAGCCAGUUGUCCAAGCACUUCUUCCCCCAACUCUGUGUUGCAGAUAGCUGUCUGUCUGGCUCUUGGACAGUCACAGCACACUGUAAUCAGCCUAGCUUGGCCCUUGAGAGCUGGGCAGGAUUCAAACCCAGGAGGUCCUCUUGGGACAGUUGUGAACAGUCACGUGGCCCACGUAGCAAAGUAGCACAUUUAAAACUAAAGAGUGAAGAGUGGGGGCACCUGGGGGGCACAGCGGUUGAGCGUCUGCCUUCGGCUCAGGGCGUGAUCCCGGCGUGAUGGGAUCA
Molecule: messenger RNA, 3214 nt
Organism: Ailuropoda melanoleuca (giant panda)
Lineage: Eukaryota; Metazoa; Chordata; Mammalia; Carnivora; Ursidae
Product: protein phosphatase 1 regulatory subunit 7-like
Exons: 4
Coding region: 1791-2258 (155 amino acids)
Molecular function (GO): protein binding
Source: RefSeq, a predicted model, not a curated record